Molecule: messenger RNA, 1631 nt
Organism: Eriocheir sinensis (Chinese mitten crab)
Lineage: Eukaryota; Metazoa; Arthropoda; Malacostraca; Decapoda; Varunidae
Gene: mRpS21
Product: 28S ribosomal protein S21, mitochondrial-like
Exons: 3
Coding region: 107-379 (90 amino acids)
Biological process (GO): translation
Cellular component (GO): ribosome
Molecular function (GO): structural constituent of ribosome
Source: RefSeq, a predicted model, not a curated record
ACACCUGUGACAUCAAGAUCAAGGAAGGAGACAGACCGGUGUGGGAGAAGCAGCUGUUUUUUUCCCUAUUUCCCGGCCUAGGAGAGUGACGUGGGCUGCAGGGGCCAUGAGCUUCACCAAACAUGUUCAGUUCGUGGCCAGGACGGUGCUGGUGAAGAACAAUAACGUGGACGAGGGCAUGAGGACCAUCAAUAAAAUAAUGGCGAAGGAGGGUCUCUUUGAGCGGUACAGACUUACAAGAUACUAUGAAAAGCCGUUUCAGACUCGACGACGCAUCAACUAUGAGAAGGCAAAGGCCAUAUACAACGAGGACAUGGACCGCAAGAUACAGUUUGUCAUGAGGAAGAACCGCCUUGACCCCUGGGUGGGGUGUGCGUGAUGAUCCUCAGCCGCUGCCGAGGCCUCGGGCAAUUGCACCUCUGCUGCUUGUGGAGGGAGUGUGGCAAACAGUGACUGGUUGGUGUGCACAGUAGUUUGAUGGGUUGGUGCACAGUAGUCAUGGCAGAGGGGGAAUGCAUUAACAUAUUUCUUUUGUUAUGUCAGUUCUUAUGUAAAUAUUUUGCUGUCGUGAAUGUAAGUAGUAUAUACAGGAAGAGUAAAAGACAAAUUCAAUAAAUAUUUUAUAUUACAAAGUUGACUGGAAGACUAUACAUGUUUCAGUUAUCACACUGAGGAUCCACAAAGCAGCAACUUAGGAUACUGUGUGCAAGGUUAUAAUCUUAACAGCAAGUCUUACGACUCCAAUGAUGUGUACGACAUAAGCUGUUGAUAUAGAUGUUCAAGAAUAAUAUUUUAAAGGCAUAUUUAUCAGAUAUUACAAUUUCCCUUAAAAUAUAUUCAACCUUGUAUUGAAGAAAAAACUAAGGUUCAUAAAGCUGUCAUCAGGUAAAGGUCUAGAAAAAAUAAAAAUUUACUGUGAGCAAAUAAUGACCAGUAAGUAAAGUAUUAGCAUUUACUCUCCUCAAGGAUAUUGAAGAAUCAAAUAAUUCUAGGAACUACAGUUGAUAUUUAAUUUAGUCAUUCAGUGUUAGUAUGUGUUAUCCACUGGUUCUGUGGUGCAUUGAGGCUCAGGAAUGAGGAUGAAAUCAUACUUGCAUGCUUUAUACCAACAAGGAGUAGUAUGGUGUGUAGGAUGCUGUCAGAUAGCCACUGAAGAAGGUUAAAGUGUCACUGUCAUCACCCCUGAUCUUGCUUUCCACAGACAUCAGGUGGGGCAGCAUAAAAGAUGUAAACGUGACCAUUUUGAUUAGUUUUGGGCAAAAAGUAAUAGAGAAAGGGUCCCAAUCCCCUUUUUGUCACCUUUUAUGACAUUCAGUGGAAGAUGGAGACAAGUUUCAGAGUUAAAGGUGUACAACUUGAUAUUGGUACAUACAGAUUUUGUUAUAAUUAAGAUAAAAGUUUGCUGUUUGCUAAGAACUUGCAGUGGGUUUACUGUUUGUGGCCACCUUGUUGGUUCAGGACUCAUUAAUGAGAUGCAGAUCAUAGUGAAAGUCUGAACUUGUAUCGAUAUGCAAAGUUGUUGAGCACUUGAUAUUUCAAAUGCAUUGAAUGAAAGUAAGAUUUGUUUCUUCUCUAAGCUAUUCUUAAGCAAGCCUUAAUGAGUGGCAAAUGCAGCUAAGUAUAAGCAGUUG